GCCGCGCGUUCUCUGCCGCGGAGGGCGGCUGCGGAGCUGCGGGCGCCGACCGGGGGCCGGGGCGCUGACAGCCGCCCGCCGCCGCCGUCGCGCCGUUACUCAGCACAACCGGCACCCCUCCCCCGCCGGCCCGGCGUUCGAGCGGCGGCAGUUGGGGAAGCGCGGGGCCGCGCGCGCCGCCGCGCGGAGCGCCCGGUGCAGACUAGAAGAUGAAUAAUCUUUCCUUUAGUGAACUGUGUUGCCUGUUCUGUUGUCCACCAUGCCCAGGGAAAAUUGCCUCCAAACUGGCAUUCCUACCUCCUGAUCCCACGUACACACUGAUGUGCGAUGAGAGUGGUAGUCGCUGGACUUUACAUCUCUCAGAGCGAGCAGACUGGCAAUAUUCUUCUAGAGAAAAAGAUGCCAUUGAGUGCUUCAUGACUAGAACAAGUAAAGGUAACAGGAUUGCCUGUAUGUUUGUGCGUUGCUCGCCUAACGCCAAGUAUACUUUGCUCUUCUCACAUGGAAAUGCUGUUGACCUAGGUCAGAUGAGUAGCUUUUACAUAGGACUGGGUUCACGGAUUAAUUGCAACAUAUUCUCAUAUGAUUAUUCUGGAUAUGGUGCAAGUUCUGGGAAGCCAACAGAGAAGAAUCUGUAUGCUGACAUUGAUGCUGCUUGGGUGGCUCUUAGGACAAGGUACGGAAUCCGCCCUGAAAAUGUGAUUAUAUAUGGCCAGAGUAUAGGAACAGUACCAUCUGUGGAUCUUGCUGCUAGGUAUGAAAGUGCUGCUGUAAUUCUUCAUUCUCCACUGACCUCAGGAAUGCGAGUAGCUUUUCCUGAUACAAAGAAGACCUAUUGCUUUGAUGCAUUCCCAAACAUUGACAAAAUUUCUAAAAUAACAUCUCCUGUGUUAAUAAUCCAUGGGACUGAAGAUGAAGUAAUUGACUUUUCACAUGGCCUAGCAUUAUUUGAGCGUUGCCAGAGACCUGUAGAACCACUGUGGGUAGAAGGAGCAGGCCAUAAUGAUGUGGAACUCUAUGGACAGUACCUUGAAAGGUUAAAACAGUUUGUGUCACAGGAACUGGUGAACUUGUAAUUUUCUUUGUAUAUUUACAUGCUUUUGCAUUUCACUGCGGAACUGCACACCUUGAUAAAUACAUAACAUAAAACCUGAAAGUUGUGUUUUCAAAUCAUCCUGGUUGCCUUCAUUAAAUGUACAGGUAAUGAUUUGUCAACAUAAUUAAUGAAGGUUUUAAUGCCAGUAUUAUAAACUGGAAUUACAUGAUCAUGCAGUCAAGCUUGGAAGUUCAUAUUACUUUGUGUGAGGUUUUUCUUUUCUUAGAUGUACAAAAAAAAAAUCACAAGGAGUACUGUAUGAAAUUUUAAUUAUAUAAAGUCAAAUGCUGUAAAAGUUGCCAAAUGCUUUAGCAUAUCAAAAACAAGUUUAUAAAUAUUUUUUAAACAUCUCAAAAUGUACUGUGACUUACUCUGUUGCACAGGUGUAAAUUAAAAACCAGACUUCUAAGCAGUUGUUCUGUAAAAAUGUAAUAGCCAUGAAAUCUGAGCAAAUACUAACGUAUCUAAUAAGAAUAGACAGUCACUGGAAAUGACCCAUGCCCUGUUAUAGGGGGAUGGAGUCAAAAUAGAUCUGUUUUUCCAUAUUUUUCAUAUCUUUUGUGCUUAGUUUACUUUAGUUCUUUUGUUCUUGUGUUGCCCCUUACCUUUCAGGUCAAACAAAUUUACCCACUCAUCUUCUCAGCAGUCCUAAUCUUGCCAAAAUAAUGCCACAAGUUAUCAUUGUUGUAACGUAAAUAUCACUCACAUGAUUACUACUUAGGCCACUAAGUACUUCUUUGAAAUCGGUAAGACUUUUAGAACCUAGACGGCUUUGUGGACAACCUAGUUAUAAGCAUUGAUUGCAUAGAGAUGCAAUAUUUCAUCAAAAGAACCUGGAAGUUCAUCCAACUCUGUAAUAAACAAUUUGCAAGUUUGCAGUUAUCUGAUCAGGCUCUACUUUUGGAUGUUUAGUGUAAAAGCUUGUUGGUUUUUUUGAGUAUUGUAUGGAAAUUUUAUUACUCACGCCUGGGUGGGGUGGGGGGAGGGGCAAGAAAAGAAUGUUGACAUUUUUCUAUUAACUCAUAGUAAAAUAAACUUUGUAAGCUGCCUUUCCCUUGAAUGCAUUUUGCGUGAAUAAAACUGAAAAAUAAACUUAAUUAUAUGUAGCCUAUUUGUAAACAAAGUAAUAUUCCAACAAUACACACUGUGCUUCUAAUUUAAAGGCCUUAUGUAGUUUAAUUGUUCUGCUUGUUUUUUGUGAUUGAGACUAUUGUAUACUUAAAUGUAACUUCAAGUAUUGUGAAAACUUUGAUUAAGAUGUGUUGAUUAACAGUAAACAAUAUUCCAUAAACUUGCUGUUCUUCCUUUGUUUUUUUAAAAGAAAUAGCAACGGUUGCUUGCGAUAUCAAAAAAUAAGCAACUCCCCAUUUACUCUAUGAAAUCUGAGAACUAAAGCAGUAACCCAUUGUUACCAAUUGUUGGCACAUUUCUUUAUCAGCAGCUAAGCUACUGUUCUGAUCACCCUUCCAUCCCCAUGCCUUAUCUUACUUCUUUCUGCUGUUCAGCAUACAGGUUUUCUGCUGCAGAGCUACUUAUAAACAUUCUUCUGUAAUGAAUUCAAAUUUAGCUUUCUUUGAAAUCAUCAGUGACAUCUUGCCUUGUGCUCUUUGGUUUGGUAAAUGAAUAGAAAGAAAUUUGAAUUUGUUCUCCAGCAAUUGGGUUCUUGUUUGUCUUUGUGAUCAAGUAUGCUUCAGUGUGUUCUGAACUUCAGAGUAGUAUUCAGGCACAAUAAUAUUAGACUUGAAGAUUUUCAUCCUAAUCCAAGAUUUUGCAACUGGAAGUGUGCUUAAAUAGAUAUGUAACUCAGCUUUAUUACAUCAUACUGUAUACACAGUUUGAUUUAAUUUUCUUACUACCUUCCAGCCACUAUCUCUGAUUUAGAUGGAAAUUGUUACCAUUAGGUAUUUAAGUGCUUUCUUUGUGAUGAAUGAAGUCCGUUUUGAGUGUCCUCUUCAGAAAUUCACAAAUAAAGAAUGCAGAACUGCAGCGGUAAGUGAUACAGACUGGCUGAUAGUACUGCACAUGGCAGGCAAAUGAUCAACUGUCAUCACAAGAACUAUCAGAUUGUGCUAGGGAAUAUUAUGGCACCCUGUAAUUGAAAAGACAGAAAAGGUGGCAUAGCGGUUUUGCUGCUUUUGUUUGUGUUUUGUUGAAGCAGAACAAAAGGCCUGACUAACAGAGUUUUGUCUUCAGCAGAUGCAGCUGUGCUGGAUUACACUGGUGAGUAAGGGUUCUGAUCUCUUUGGGACCACUUAUGCAUGGUUAAUUAUUGCCAGUUUGUUCUGAUUUGUAUUUUACACCUAGAUUUUUCAGAUUAGUUGUUUGUUGAAGGAAUUAAAAUUGGUUUUAGGAACAGCCUAACUUGUGUUAAGAAUCAUAUUAUGGCAACAGACUUGUUACUGACAUAAAGCAACUCUGAACUAUUGGAGCUGGGAGGAAAACAUUUGACGUGGUUGUCUUGUCCUUAAAUCAUCAUUUUGGUGAAUUUGACAAUGGGCUGUUGUUUUAUGUUAUAAAUGCAAUUGUCUCAUGAUAAAUAAGAGUUGAUUCAGCAUUCAUUAACAAGACAAUAUCUGUAUUUUAGGGAAAAAGAAAAGAGCAUUUUAUGAACCACGUGGUCUGAUUCCUUCUUUUUUUUUUUCUUUGAGACAAAUAUUUGAUAGUAAACUGUCUUUUUCAGUUCUGGAAACCUUGGCAAAUCAACUUUAAAAUGAACUUCAUUUAUGUAAAAUAUGAGAUCACCUUCUGAAGGUGGGGUCUUUUGGAACAUGUUUUGCUGUCUUACAUUCCUACACACAUUAAUGUGUACAUUAAAAAAAAAAAAACCACCACCUCCCUCCUCUCUACUGUCUGCUUGUGGCAGCAAAGAAUUCUAGUGUAUGUUCAAUUACCUACUCUUAUUGACUGAUUUCAAACUUGCUUUUCUUUUUCAAGCUUUUUUUUUAGUGAAAAAAAAUUUGCAUGUUUACUCUUGGGCUCUUUUAAUUGGAUGACAUUGUGCAGCAGGGCUAGCUACUUGGUACCUUUUACUAUGGAAUAUUCCAGGUCCUACAGAUACAAAUUCUUCUCACUAUACAGUAGGCAUUGUUAAUAUAUUAAAGAAAAAAAUGACAAAAAUAGCAUUUCUGAACCAGUGGAAAAAGCAUCCUGUGUAAGUAGGGGUCUGAUCACUUGAAAGCAGCUUUGCAGAAAAAGAGUUGGGCACCCUGCUGGACAAAAAGCCAACCAUGAGCCAGCAGUGCAACCUUACGGCAAAGACAACCAACAGCAUCCUGGGCUGCAUUAAGCAGAGACUUGCCAGCAGGUCAAGGGAGGUGGUCGUUCCCAUCCACUCACCACUGCGAGCGGAGGCACAUCUGGAGUGCUGAGUCCAGUUCUGGGCUCUCCAGUCUAAGGAAGACAUGGAUGUACUGGAGCAAGUCCAGUGCAGGGCCACUGCUACGAUUGAAGGACUGGAGCAUCUGUCAUAGGAAGAGAGAUUGAGAGAGCUGGGGCUGUUCAGCCUGGAGAAGAAAAGGUUUGGGAGGAUCUUUCACCAUGUGUGUGAGUAUCUGAUGGAAGAAGGGAGUGGAGAGAGCUAGACUUUCCCCAGUAGUGCCCACUGAGAGGACAAGAGGCAAUGUGCACACACUGAAAGACAGGAAAUCUAAUCUGAAUACCAGAAAACAACUUUUUUUUUUCUGUGAGGGUGGUCAAACACUGGAACCAACUGUGGAGGUGCCAUCUUUACAGAUAUUCAGAACCCAGCUGAGCACAGCCCUGAGGAACCUGCUGUAGCUGACCCUGCUCUGAGUACAAGAGUUGGACUAGAUGAUCUCAAGGGGUCCCUUUCAACCUCAGCCAUUCUGUGGUUUUGUGAAUUAUGGCAUGCAAAUCCUUUAGAUGGUUACCACUACACAUAUUUUUGUGCCAUCACUGUACACCAGCUCAGAAGUGGAGACUAUUGAGUUACAAGAAUUAUCUUAAUUUAGUGCUCCCUACUUUUGAUGGGUUAUUUUUCAGCAACAGAAAGCAACAAAAAGUCUGCUACGGAAAAAGCUCUUUAUCUCUUCAUCCUGAGACUAUCACUGUUCGAUGUGCUGUUGCUGAGACUGACUGUAAUACCAAAAUUUAUACCUCAGGCAGUGUCAUCAGAGAACAUAUUGCUACCCUACUACAAAAGGAAGAUUGAAAAGCUAGAUGUAAAGUAUAGGUAUGUUAUCCUGAAAAGAGAAAAAGUACCUGAAAGAUGUCUUAAACAUUCUCAAAAGUGGGAAUGUUGCAUUCACAACUAUUAUCCUAUGUGCUUGGCAAGCAGCAGAGGAGACUGAAUGGAGAUAGGGUUAGUUUGGGUUGUUUUAAUAAAAUUAGUUAAUAAAGCUUGUUCUACUUCACUUGAAUAGUGUUUGUAAAACAAAAAUGAGAUGUUGUUUAUAUUGUCAUUGGGCAGGGGGGUUCAUGAGCUACUAACUGUGCAUCAGGCUUGCUCCCCUUCACUUAAACAGUUCACAUAACAUUUGACUGUUUCCAAUUGUUAAAAGUUAGUGUGAAAACCCAUUGAGCUUAAGUAGCACCAGAUUGAAAUUUCAGCAUGAAAUAGUCUUAGAAUGCUAACAUAUGGAACUUCUUAACCAAUUUGUGUUGAGAGAAUACUAAUUGUAAAACAGCCAUAGAAAGAAACAAUGUUUCCCUGUGAAGAAAUUCCAUUGUAUAAUGAUAAUAAUAAAUACUAUAGUAUACUUUCUUCCUUUUUUUUUUUUUUUUUUUUUAUUUUUCAUGUAAGACCUCUUGAUCUUUCUGUGAAAGGAGGUAAAAUUCUGGUGUAUUUCUAAUAAAAUGGCAAGGAAAAUGCUUGAGGACUAAGAGGAUAGUGUAAAAGAAAUGUUCUUAAAAACUGAUUAUUCUGCCACCGAGGAAGGGGACAACCUUAAAAAAAGUAUCUCAGCAUCAACUUUUCCCUAGAGGUAUUAGUAAGGUAUCUUAGUCUGAUAAUAUAUUUCAAAAUAAAUAGAAAACCUCAAAAGGGUUUUGUCGCCUAGAAGAGGUUUUGUGGUUGGUACAUGAGGCAUUAUACAAAUGGUUGUAACUUUAAUGUUUCAUUUUCAAAUUUUUUUUGCUUACAGAGGGCACAUAGUUUUCUAAGCUUCAGCACUGAAGAGAAGACAUGGAGGAGAUAUUACUGAAAAUGAAAUAGUCAAUUUACCUUCCUAUUAUGCUAGAAGCUAUGCGCAUCUCAAGUAGGUAGCUGUGCCUUGUCUCCUCCUAGAGCAUAGGGUAUACCUGUAUGAAUGGCAUCAGGCUUUCAUACUGGGACAUUUUUUUCUUUCAAUACCACAAAGCCACAAAUGUUUUUGCCCUAAGUUUUCUUCUGGAGUCAGGUAAGUAGUGGAUUUACUGUGUUGUUCUAAAACAGAAUUAUACCAGGUAUCCAAAUAAGACUGAAGCUAGAACAGCAUUUUAAGUAAUCUGAUCAGUAACUCAUCUAGUACCUCGAAGACAUGUGACGGCAGUGCAAAUCUUUCUCAAGCAUAUUAAGCAUUGCAAAGGUCCUUGGUUGGGCAAGUCACCUCCUUUUAAAGAUCACAGUCUAAGUACACUUUAAAUGUAAAAGAGUUGUAGGCCAUCCUAAGGAGAGCAAGGAGAUUGUGGACUCAAAAUCACCAGCAGCUUUGUUAGAGCAUUACUGAUUUGGAGUUACAUAUGUUGCAUUGUGAUUUUGCCCCAGAUCUUGAUUAAAAUAAGUUUGCUAGGUCCAUUUGCUAGAUGCUGCACAGUACUUGGAACAGAACUGCGCUGGUCACUGGUUUGAAAUGGCUUCCCAGGAUGGUGCUAUUUUGUUAUGUUAAUGGCAAUGUUUUUAUUCCUUAGAAGCAUACUGACAAAAGAUUUGGGUAAUAAAACCUAAGUGCUGACAAGAGGCAUUGUGGUUUUCAGACCUUUCUGCUACCCAAGAUGACAUGUGAUGGUGCUAAAUAUAUAGUUUACUUCUUUAUUUAGUAUUUGGCCAACUCUUGUAGUAUGCUGUACAAAGAAGGGCAAAGUAUUGCAUGGUUUACUUACCAGAAUUUCGUUUGCAUUGUAAUAUCAGUUAUAGUUAGCAACAAGCUUGAAUAAAAGCCGCUACUUGUCAGAGGUUUUGUGGCCACUCAAGUGGUGUAACACAGACCUUAUGCUUGUAGCCAGAACAGGAGGAUAGACGAAGAAUACAGUCUUGAAAAGUUGUAUGAAUUCCUGUUCUGCUGUAGUGGUAGAACCCAGCACUCCCAGUUUGCCCAUCAUAGCAUGUGUGUAAUAGAUAACCUGUUAUUUAUGAUUCCUAAACAAAAAGAAUUGGAGUCAUUCUAAAAGUUAGGAUGGUAUGUAGGCUGUAUUUUAUGUGUUUCUCUGUAGUCACAAAGGCUAAUGGGUUCUGUUUUAAGUGAAAGUUGAGAUUCACUUGUCAGUAGGUAGAGCUCAUCAGAGACAUGAAAUAUCAUAAGGCGUGAUAAAAGCAUGAGGACUGGCAAAUCUGAAUGUGCAGUCCUGGAGGCAUCUCCAGAAUAAUGCAGAUAAGGUAAAUGUUAAAUCUAAGCCAUGAUAAUUUCAGAUUGUGCUGUUACAAUGCAUUAUUGUUAUGCUAGGUUUUCACUUAGUAACAGCAAGGAGAUGCAUUUUACAUAAGGCAUUGUUCAUGAAUAACAAAAGCACAUUGUAUUUGUCCAUGACACUCUGAUCUGUGACAUUUAUGCUUGCUUUCUACAGAAAUUUUCAUGAACAGAUUUGUUUAUAUGGAUGUUUGGGGAAUAGUUACUCUAAAAAAAACCAAUCAUAUAUGAACAAGAGUGUUCAUAUGUGAACAAAGUAUUGUGAUUCAUUUCUGGUGAUUUUCUUCAUCAGUGUUCAACAGCUGUUCUGGGUCAAUUUGUCUCUCCCUUUCUGUGUGGUAUGUGAGGACUUGGCCACCCAUGAGAAUGUAUGUGUUUACCUGUAAUUUUGUUGUUCUUUUAUUUAAAAUUUAUCACUUGUUCUGAACUGUAAUUAGUACUGUGUGACUUCAGUGAACAAUUGGAUUUUAUAAAUAACCAGGAAUCAUUAAGGUAUAGGUGUGUGUUUAAGUAUUUGAUUAAUAUUUUUAAAUAUACACAUUUUCAUAUAUCACUGUCAGUGCACAGAAGACUCUGUUAGAUAUAAAGCUGUUGUAUAAUUGUAUAGUUUCUUUGGAAUCAAUUGUGUGAUCAUUUAUGGUAGCCAAGGAUUUGAUUCUUAUUCAUAGUGAAUGAUUUAACUGGCUGCAGUGCUUUUCUGUGCUUCCUUUUUAUAGUUCAUACGGUUGUUUUCCUGUUACAUAGGUCUAAUUAAAGAAGCAAUGUAGUUAUGAUAAUGGGAGCUGAUCCACUCCAUUAGGUUUCCAUGAAACAUACAGAUGUCUGUUUCCACAUCUAAAUUUUACAUUAUUGCGGCUUUCUGCACUAUGUAGACUGCAUGUAGAGCAACAGCAUAUGGGUGCACAAUAAAGUUUUUACUUAAGCAAA
Messenger RNA from Harpia harpyja (harpy eagle), 8586 nucleotides. RefSeq names its product abhydrolase domain containing 17B, depalmitoylase (gene ABHD17B). Gene Ontology annotation, biological process: protein depalmitoylation. The transcript is spliced from 4 exons. Gene Ontology annotation, cellular component: endosome membrane; plasma membrane. Lineage: Eukaryota; Metazoa; Chordata; Aves; Accipitriformes; Accipitridae. The record is from RefSeq and is a predicted model, not a curated record. The coding region runs from base 210 to 1076 and encodes 288 amino acids. Gene Ontology annotation, molecular function: palmitoyl-(protein) hydrolase activity.